ACCGUAAUACAGUAAUACUUACCUCUCAAGUUUCGCCAAUUCCCCAGCUCCCUCUAUCCUGCUACCCCCUUAAACCCUAGCACCUGGAAGGUCCAGUCUGAGAGAUCUAAGCCUUUUCAUUCGACAAGCGCCCGUUAAAAACCUUCUGCAUACUGUAUCUCAUCCUCUGCCCUUGCUGUGAAUCCGGCUUGAGGAGCGUGCUUAUGAGCUGAGAUGGCUGGUAAUUCUCAGUCCUCUGGUUCACAGCCCCUUCAGCCUCCUGCAGUUGCAUCCUUAGGUCCUCAAAGCUUUGGUUCAUCUUUAUCUAUGCAGUUUCGAUCAGUUGUUCCAACGCAGCAAGGACAGCCAUUCGGUCCGUCUGCAUCCCAGCAGUUUCGGCCUUUAGGACAGGGUUUUCCUUCAAAUCCUGGGAUGCCUGCUGGUCAAAACCAGCCGUAUCAGUUCUCUCAGCCAAUUCAGCAGUUACAUUCAAGGCCAAAUCAGCCUGGUCAUGCUACACCGCCAUCACAGGCUAUGCAAAUGCCAUAUGUUCAGACAAACAGGCCACUUGCAUCAGUCCCUCUGCAGUCUCAGCAAAGUGCCCCCCCUUUAACCAAUCAUAUGCCUGGCUUGGCUGGAUCGGGUAUGCCUAUCUCUUCGUCAUAUAUGUUCGCACCAUCUUCUUUUGGCCAGCCACAAAAUAGUAUCAACACAUUGCCCCAAUUCCAGCCAAUGUCUCAAAUGCAUGCACCGCCUGUACCCGUUGCAGGGCAACCUUGGAUGUCCUCGGUAAAUCAGAGUGUAGGCCCUGUCACACCAGUUCAGCAGGCUGGGCAACAUCCCUCAGUUAGUUCUUCUACAGAUUCUGCAGUAAAUGCUCCUAGCUCCAGUCAACAGUUAUCUUCUGAUUGGCAAGAGCAUACAUCUGGUGAUGGGAGAAGAUAUUAUUACAACAAGAGAACAAAACAAUCUGUUUGGGAGAAGCCGGCAGAAUUGAUGACUCCAGUUGAGAAGGCUGAUGCAUCGACUGUUUGGAAGGAAUAUACUUCUCCAGAGGGAAGAAAGUAUUAUUAUAACAAGGUUACAAAGGAAUCUAAAUGGACAAUUCCUGAGGAACUGAAGUUGGCUCGUGAACAGGCGGAAAAAUCAGCUAGCCAGGGAACACAAUCAGAAACAAGUGUGAGUUCUCAUGCACCAGAUGCUGCUGCCGUAUCAGUUGAAACAUCUGUUGCAACCGUCUCAGUUAGCUCUUCAACUGCUUCGACAUUAGCUGGGGUGGCUUUGAGCCCAGUUCCUGUGACACCUGUUGUUACAGAUUCAAAUCCUUCUCCUGUGGCGAUUUCUGGACCAUCAGUCAUUUCUGGUGCACAGCCUGUUCUAUCAACAAGUACAGCUGGUUUUCAACAUCAGGCGCUAGCUCCUCCUCCACCUUCCACUGUUUCAGCAAGUACUGGAGUUCCUGCUGCUUCAAUAAAUGCCAAUUCAUCAUCGAUGAGCCACCUUGAAACCACAGCCUCUCAAGAAUUUCCAGGAUCUAUAGAUGGAGCUUCUGCACAGGAUAUUGAGGAAGCAAAAAAAGGAAUGACGGUUGCUGGAAAAGUUAAUGUCACUGCUUUAGAGGAGAAAACUCUUGAUGAUGAACCUUUGUUAUAUGCCAGUAAGCUGGAAGCUAAAAAUGCAUUCAAAGCUCUGCUGGAAUCUGUUAACGUGCAGUCUGAUUGGACUUGGGAACAGGCAAUGAAAGAGAUAAUUAAUGACAAAAGAUAUGGGGCUCUGAAAACACUUGGUGAGCGGAAGCAAGCAUUUAAUGAGUACUUGGGUCAAAGGAAGAAACUGGAAGCUGAGGAGAGGCGCAUGAGGCAGAUAAAAGCUCGGGAAGAAUUCACAAAGAUGUUAGAAGAGUCCAAGGAACUCACAUCAUCCACCAGAUGGAGCAAAGCUGUUAGUAUGUUUGAAAAUGAUGAACGAUUCAAGGCUGUUGAACGAACUAGAGACCGGGAGGAUCUUUUUGAAAGCUACAUGGUGGAACUUGAGAGGAAGGAAAAGGAAAAGGCUGCAGAGGAGCAUAGGUGGAAUGUAGCAGAAUACAGGAAAUUUCUGGAAUCAUGCAAUCUCAUUAAGGCACAUACCCAGUGGAGAAAAGUUCAAGAUCGCUUAGAAGAUGAUGAAAGAUGUUCACGUCUUGAAAAACUGGACCGUUUGCUCAUUUUCCAGGACUAUAUACGUGACCUGGAGAAAGAGGAGGAAGAGCAAAAGAAGAUACAGAAGGAGCAAUUGAAGCGUGCUGAGCGGAAGAAUCGUGAUGAGCUUCGCAAGCUGAUGGAAGUACAUGCUGAUGGUGGCGUUCUCACGGCUAAAACUCACUGGCGUGAUUAUUGCUUAAAGAUUAAGGAUUUGCCUCAAUAUCAAGCGGUUGCAUCAAACGUUUCUGGUUCCACGCCGAAGGAUUUAUUUGAGGACGUUGCUGAAGAGUUAGAGAAACAAUAUCAUGAUGACAAAACACGUAUCAAGGAUGCAAUGAAGUUGGGAAAGUUUACCUUGUUAUCAACAUGGACUUUUGAAGACUUUAAAGCAGCUAUUCUUGAAGAUAUUGGCUCCCCGCCUAUAUCUGAUAUCAACUUGAAGUUUGUGUUUGAGGAGUUAUUGGAGAGAGCCAAGGAGAAGGUGGAGAAGGAAGCUAGAAAGCGUCAACGUCUUGCUGAUGACUUCACUAAGCUAUUGUACACUUUCAAGGAAAUCACUGCAUCUUGUAAUUGGGAGGAUUGCAAACCACUCUUUGAAGAUAGCGAAGAAUAUAGAUCAAUUGGGGAGGAGAGCCUUAGGAGGGAGAUUUUUGAGGAAUACAUUGGACAACUACAGGAAAAGGUUAAAGAGAAGGAGCGCAAACGUGAAGAGGAGAAGGCCAAAAAGGAGAAGGAGAGAGAGGAGAAAGAGAAGCGGAAGGAGAGAGAAAGAAAGGAGAAAGAUAGGGAACGUGAAAGAGAGAAGGGUAAGGAACGAUCUAAGAAGGAUGAAACAGAUGGUGAAAAUGCAGAUGUGAUUGACAGUCAUAGCUAUAAAGAGGAUAAGAAAAGAGAAAAAGACCGGGAUCGGAAACACAGGAAGAGGCAUCAACCUGCCACAGAUGACGUAAGUUCUGACAAGGAUGAGAAAGAAGAGUCUAAGAAAUCACGUAGGCAUGGCAGUGACCGCAAAAAAUCAAGAAAGCACGCAUACUCUCCUGAAUCAGACACUGAAAACAGGCAUAAAAGACAUAAGAGAGAGCAUCGGGAUGGUUCUCGUAGAAACAGUGGAUACGAGGAACUUGAAGAUGGGGAGCUUGGUGAGGAUGGUGAAAUCCAGUAAGGCAGUACCUGAUAUGUUUGUUUCAUUCGAAGAGUGCUAAAAUUGACUUUCUGAUGGUUUAUUAUGUAAGCUGCAAGCACUUUCUGGUAGUUAUGAAUGCAACAGCCCCGGUAAGCCCCCC
This is a messenger RNA of Carya illinoinensis, 3445 nucleotides long. Its product is annotated as pre-mRNA-processing protein 40A. Gene Ontology annotation, cellular component: U2-type prespliceosome; U1 snRNP. Bases 214 to 3324 code for a protein of 1036 amino acids. Gene Ontology annotation, biological process: mRNA cis splicing, via spliceosome. Gene Ontology annotation, molecular function: RNA binding; protein binding. The record is from RefSeq and is a predicted model, not a curated record. The transcript is spliced from 29 exons. NCBI's taxonomy places the organism in Eukaryota, Viridiplantae, Streptophyta, Magnoliopsida, Fagales, Juglandaceae.